AUGACGAAGAUGAAAGCCAUGGCUAAAGAUCUUCAACCUUUGCUGGCUGAUGUCCGCGAUAGUGGUCUGUUGAAGGAAGUUGAGAAUUUAACUCGAAGCCUUACACAAGCUUCUGAUGAUUUGAGAAUGGCACAUUCAUCAAUUAUGACCCCUGAGAACAUUGAACUGAUCCAAAAGUCCAUAUACACUCUCAUAUUCACCCUGAAAAACAUUGAGAAUGUUAGCUCUGAUAUUUUGGGCUUCACCGGUGAUGAAGCUACAAGAAAGAAUUUGAAGCUACUAAUUAAGUCUCUCAGUAGGUUAUUAUGA
This is a messenger RNA of Lathyrus sativus (Indian pea), 309 nucleotides long. NCBI's taxonomy places the organism in Eukaryota, Viridiplantae, Streptophyta, Magnoliopsida, Fabales, Fabaceae. The record is from the annotation of a GenBank genome assembly.